Molecule: messenger RNA, 4669 nt
Organism: Carcharodon carcharias (great white shark)
Lineage: Eukaryota; Metazoa; Chordata; Chondrichthyes; Lamniformes; Lamnidae
Gene: atg9b
Product: autophagy related 9B
Exons: 15
Coding region: 341-2761 (806 amino acids)
Biological process (GO): protein localization to phagophore assembly site; autophagy of mitochondrion
Cellular component (GO): phagophore assembly site; autophagosome
Source: RefSeq, a predicted model, not a curated record
UGAAGCAGAGAGAGAGAGAGAGAAAGAAAAUCAGUAGCAGCAACAGAGAAGCCUGAGGGAGAAAUCAGCGGGAGAUGCCAUCAAGGGAAAAGGAAAUGAGGAGAACGGACAGAUAAGUCACCGGUCCGAAGAAAACAAUUAGCGAGAAACGAGCCGAGGCAAACGCUAACUACCGGAGCCAAGAGACAAACACAAGGUCGGAGGAGGAGGAGGAGGAGAAGGGGAAGAAAGAAGACAGAGAGAGAGAGAGAGAGAGAGAAAAAAAAAGCAAUCACCCAAAAGCAAAGCAGAUCAGAGGACCGUUAUCCACACAGGCCAGAUUCGAGGAAUAUGAUAUAAAAUGGCAAGGUUUGAAACUUACCAGGAGUACCAGCGGCUGGGGGCGGACGAUUACGAGGAAGAUUCCCCACCAGGUGAAGACCUGUUGGUACAUGUUCCAGAGGGACUGAAAGAUUCGUGGCACCAUAUUAAGAACCUAGAUAAUUUCUUCACAAGAAUCUACCACUUCCACCAGAAGAAUGGCUUUGCCUGCAUGAUGCUCUCUGAAUUCUUCGAGUUGGUGCAGUUCUUAUUUGUUGUCCUAUUCACAACUUUCCUAUUCAACUGCGUGGAAUAUGACGUACUGUUUGCAAAUAAGUUCAUAAAUCACACAGGCUCCAGCCACCCAGAGAGGAAUAAAGUCACUCUGCCAGAUGCAAUUCUACCCACUGAGGAAUGCACUGCAAGAAUUCAAAACAAUGGUUGGAUUAUCUUCCUCCUGACUAUGGCAGCAGUGUUCUGGGUGUAUCGGCUGGUCAAAGUCAUCUGCAAUUUGCUGAGUUACUGGGAAAUCAGAACGUUCUACAUCAAAGCACUGAAGAUCCCCACGGUCGAGUUGUGUAAUUACACCUGGCAGGAGGUCCAAGCCCGCCUGAUUCUGCUUCAGCGAGAGCAGCAAAUGUGCAUCCACAAGAAGGAGCUCACUGAGCUCGACAUCUACCACCGCAUCCUCCGCUUCAAGAACUACAUGGUGGCCAUGGUGAACAAAUCGCUGCUGCCGGUCCACCUCAGCCUCCCACUGAUGGGCGAUGUCAUCUUCUUCUCCCAGGGCCUGAAGUACAAUUUUGAGAUGAUCUUCUUCUGGGGCCCUGGAUCUCUAUUCCAGAACAAGUGGAACCUCCACCCCAAAUACAAACGUUCCGGGAGCCGCCUGGAGUUGGCACAGCAGCUCAGCCGGACGGUGCUGCUGAUUGGAAUCGCCAACCUGCUGCUCUGCCCUUUCAUCCUGGUCUGGCAGAUCCUCUACGCCUUCUUUAGUUACACUGAGGUCAUCAAGAGGGAGCCGGGGAGCCUCGGGGCCCGCCGCUGGUCCCUGUUUGGGCGCCUGUACCUCCGACACUUCAACGAGCUGGAUCACGAGCUACAGGCACGGCUCAGCAGAGGCUACAAACCAGCCACCAAGUACAUGAACUCCUUCACCUCGCCACUGCUCACCGUCUUCGCCCAGAACCUGGCCUUCUUCUCAGGCUCCAUUCUGGCGGUCCUAAUCGCCCUCACCGUCUAUGAUGAGGAUGUGCUAACGGUGCAGCAUAUCCUGACUGCCAUCACUGUGCUGGGGAUUGUGGUGACAGUGUGCAGGUCCUUUAUUCCUGAUGAAUAUAUGGUGUGGUGCCCAGAGCAGCUGCUGCAAUGUGUCCUGGCCCACAUCCACUACAUGCCCGACCACUGGAAAGGAAAUGCCAACAAAUCGGAGACCCGGGACGAGAUGGCUCAGCUCUUCCAAUACAAAGCGGUAUUUAUUCUGGAGGAGUUACUCAGUCCUAUCAUCACUCCCUUCGUGCUGAUCUUCUCCUUGCGUCCGAAAUCCUUGGAGAUCAUCGACUUUUUCCGGAACUUCUCAGUGGAGGUGGUCGGAGUGGGUGAUAUCUGCUCCUUUGCACAGAUGGAUGUUCGGAAACACGGGAACCCAAUGUGGCUGUCAGAAGGCCAGACGGAAGCCUCAGUGUACCAACAGGCAGAGAAUGGGAAGACUGAACUCUCCCUCAUGCACUUCACCAUCACCAAUCCACACUGGCACCCACCCCAGGACAGCUCAGUCUUCAUCAGCCACCUGAAGGAAAAGGUGCAACAUGAUGCAGCCACUGGACCAUCGGCCCAGCACCUCCUGUCCGACACACCACUCUGCAACUCACUGCUCUCCAACGAGUCGACCAAUAUUCCUGAGAAUCUCAUCAUGAGUCUGCUCACACACUCAGCACUCCCCGGUUCGCUAUUAACUGGCAGAGACGGAUGUUUCGGACAGUCGUGCAGUACCGCCUCAGCUGCUGCUAGCGUCCUCGCUUCACUCUCCUCCUCUCACUAUCCCACUCGGACCAGAUCCCACACUCUCCUCAUGGAGAAUGGUGCUGAGAGUUCACUGUAUCGCAGUGACAGGACGAUCAUGGAAGAGAGCACAUCAGUGAGUGCAGGCUCGGGCAGGUCUCUGCUUCUUGCAAACUUCGCUUCAACAGAAAUGAGUCUUCAUGCUAUUUAUAUGCAUGAGCUCCACCAGCAGAGCGCACAGCCUCAGAGUAUGGGGCAGGGAUCCCAGACUCACAGCUCAGUCACCGAGCAACCAACUGCCCCAGUACCCCCGUUGAGUUCACCAGAAACACUAACAGCCUAUUCCCAGUUACACCUCGGGGGCUGGGCAGAAGCGGCUGAGGGGGAAGCUCCCAUUAAUGACCUACCAGCACGACAGGACCAUGAGGAUGAAGUGCCUUCUAAGACAAACAGGGUUUAAAUAUUUGGACUGGACUGAUCUCAUGGCCUUAACUUAUUACAAGCUGGUGGUGAAGCGAGUUUCCUGAUCCUGUGGUAUCCAGGCUUGCGGCCGGUGAUUGAAAACUUUUUCUUGGACUUGCGUUGCACUAACGAGACAUCGAUGUCUUCCAGAACCAUCUGCUCUUCACAUUACGCUUUGUCUGCUGUCAGUCCCAUCUGACCAAUCGCAGUGGGGGGAGAUUGGAGAUUCCUGCCAGCUGAUGUGAAUAUUUCAAUGAAUGUUCUUUUUAAAAAGAACUUGUGCAUAAGGAAUGAAACUUUGUCAGUGUUUAUGGCUUUGCUACAGCAGCAUGAGCCGAUUCUAGAAGGGUUUGUGUUUGGUUUGAAACUGACAAGUAUUACUGCCAGGCUUUAAAGGGGAAGGUGCUGAGGCAAAUUCAACGAGGGAGGGAGGCGGGAGGAUUGGAAAUCAUCCAGCAAGACGACACCAGAGAGAGACAGAGCUGGUGCAGUGGAGAAGGGCAGGUAAAACCAGAGGCUUCUGGCUCAGUCCGUUGUAUUGUCCCUCUGUCCUGGGUGAGUUUUCACUAGGUUGUGUGCGCUGAAUGGAAUAAUUGGAAGUGGAAUCUAAAUCCAGGGUCUGGCGAAUGUGAUUGUGUGGUCCCCAGGGGUCUUUGAAUGUCGCUGUCAUCUUUGAGGCCUUCUUUGCUGCUGCACCCCACUCCAUCCCACAGAAACUAACUUCACGUUUGUCCAGUUUUCUCUUCUUGUCGGGGUACAAGGUUCUAUAGGCGCUGGAUUUGGCACGCCUGGUCAUCAUUCAGGAGUUUAGAUUGUGGGGCAGUUCACCACGGAAGGGUAUCACAGCCACACUGCCCACCCCCCACUCUCGCGGGGCGAAUAACAUUAAUUGUUGGGGUUCCAGCAGGGAUUCUAGUAAGUGUAGCCCAAGCUCCAUUGGGAGGUGCCUGACCCCACUGAGACCUACCUCAAAGCUGACUCAUCGACUGAUACACCACAGAAGGAGGCCAUUCGGCCAACCAUGUGUGUGCUGGCUCUUUAAAAGAGCUGUCUAAUUAAUCUGUGCUCUUGCCCCACAGCCCCUGUAUUUUUAUUCCUUUUCAAGUAUUUAUCUUAAUCCCUUUUUGAAAGUUAUCAAACCUGCUUCUAACCCCCUUUCAUGCAGCGUAUUCCUGAUCACAGCAACUUACAGUUUUAAGACAUUUCUCACAGUUCUUUUGCCAAUUCCCUUCAACCUGCGUCCUCUGUUACCGACCCUCUAGACACUAGAAAAAGUUUCUCCUUAUUCGUUCUCUCUAAGCCCUUCAUGAUUAUGAACACCUCUAUCAAAUCUCCUCCUCCUGCUGUAAUUAACAAUAGAUUAUUUAUAUAUGAAGAGACAGUGCCAGCAUGGAUCUGGUUUUAUAGUCUUACUGUCUGUUCACUGCUGUAGUUUCAGGUCCUGCACACUCCCAGGUCACUCUGUGUCAGUUGGACAGUUUCUCCAUUACAUGUUCUCCAAUCCAGUAAUUUCUGUCAGAUGGAGUUUCAAACAAUUGUGCAUAACUUUGGGCUUUUAUAUCACUGUUAUACCACUGCAUUGCACUCAUGAGGGAGAGAGGCCUGUGCUGUCUGCUGAAUCAUCCCAUUGUCAACUGAUGCCCAAACACCCCUAUCCAGUUGAGGCUUCCUGAAGUGAACAGAUUACUCUGGGAGCCAAUAUCCAACAGUGAGCAGAAAGGUACCAUCAGUAAAAGCUAUUGCCAAGAUGGUGAGAAAUAGAACCAAUUGCCUCUCAUAGAAAUGGGGACAGUGUAGAGGGAGCUUUACUCUGUAUCUUAUCUCAUGCUGUAUCUGCCCUGAGAGCGUUUGAUGGGGACAGUGUAGAGGGAGUUUUACUCUGUAUCUAACCCCGUGCUGUACCUGU